This is a messenger RNA of Planococcus citri (citrus mealybug), 1235 nucleotides long. RefSeq names its product speckle-type POZ protein-like. Gene Ontology annotation, biological process: regulation of proteolysis; proteasome-mediated ubiquitin-dependent protein catabolic process. Lineage: Eukaryota; Metazoa; Arthropoda; Insecta; Hemiptera; Pseudococcidae. Bases 88 to 1125 code for a protein of 345 amino acids. The record is from RefSeq and is a predicted model, not a curated record. The transcript is spliced from 2 exons. Gene Ontology annotation, cellular component: cytoplasm; nucleus. Gene Ontology annotation, molecular function: ubiquitin protein ligase binding.
AAUACCCUCUAUUUUUCGAAACUUUCCACAUCGAAAGAGAUUCAUUUGUGACAAGUGGUUCCUGCUGACUGGGCUAUUGAAGCAAACAUGAAUCAAUUUUACAUGACAUUUAUAGUACUUUUCGCCCCCCAUUGCAUUUGUCAAAGAGAACCAUUACAACUAGCCUAUUUUACUCCAAAACAGACGUACCUGCAACCUCACGAAAUACAACAUACCUGGAUUAUUCGUCAAUUUAGUCUGCACGAGAAAUACAACACUAGUGAGAUUUUAUCCCCUAUGUUACACGCGCCUACAACCGAUGAAUACGAAUGGUACCUUCAAAUAUUACCAAAUUACAUCGACGAAGGAACUAAAACCGUGUCUCUACGGGUAUAUUUAUCCAAAAACAGUACGGUUAGAGAGGCGACUGCGAUGACCAAUGUUUCGAUUAUAGAUGAUAAAAAACAAGUUCUACAUUCUAAAAACUUCAAGACACCGAAAGAGUGCAUAGCCGGAGCACGUCAGGCUUGGGGCUGGCUGGACUUUUGCAUCAGAGAUUAUUUUUUCAGAACUCAUUUACUCCGAAACGACACGUUAACACUGUCAAUCAACAUAAAAUGGUCGUCUGAACAUUCGCACGAGGUUGUUCAAACUAAUCCUGUACUCGAGACAACUAUCAUCAAAUGCAAUCACUCAGAAAACUAUGCAUCGAUGCUGGGAAAUCCGGAAUUCGCGGAUGUUGUAUUUAUCACAAAUGGUGGCAACUAUCCAGCUCAUAAGAGUAUUUUAGCCGCACAAAGUCCUGUUUUCGCUGCCAUGUUUCGACAAAAAGAUACAAAAAAUGGGAAAAAUAAGAAAAUUCGAAUAAACGUCAGCAAAAACAUUGACGAAGAAGUACUACACGCUAUGCUAAGAUAUAUUUACACCGGGAAAUGUGACAAUUUCGAGAAACUAGCCGACAAACUAUUCCUAGCAGCAGCAAAAUAUGGUUUGGACGGAUUGCGGAAAAUUUGCGAAAAAACGCUUUGUAAGACUUUGUCAAUUAAGAAUGCAGCAAAGCUGUUGGUAUUUGCCGAAGAACAUCACGCCAAUCUAUUGAAAUCCAAAGCAGAAGAAUUCAUAGCAAACAAUCGACUAAAGAGUUGAACACACCCAUCACAGGCUAGGAAAUUUUCAACAAUUUCAUGAAAUGCUCGUUUAAACAUUGCAAAUGGUGCCAUCGGCAGUGUUAAUGCGAAUAUAAAUUUUUUCAUGGU